Polyodon spathula (Mississippi paddlefish) is the source of this 2697-nucleotide messenger RNA. RefSeq lists its product as uncharacterized. Lineage: Eukaryota; Metazoa; Chordata; Actinopteri; Acipenseriformes; Polyodontidae. The transcript is spliced from 5 exons. The record is from RefSeq and is a predicted model, not a curated record. The coding region runs from base 176 to 856 and encodes 226 amino acids.
AAGAGAACAGGCAAAGUCACUAACGCGUGUUACUUCCCCUGUCAGUUUAAACUCUUGCGGGAUUGAGAUAUUAAUACCAGAAAACCAAAAAAGACAUCCGAUUAAAACCACUUGGGUUUGAUAUUGAAACUUUUUUUUCUUCUGUAUUUAAGUUUGUCGAUAUUGUUUUGCCGACAUGGGAGCUAAAUCGAGCCGAAUUCAAACAGCAGGCGCCGGGAGGAACGGGCUGAGUCAGGAUUCACACAGGAUACAGAACCGCAACAGUUUAGCGGACUUUCUCAGUCGUUUGCACAACAGCGUCCAGGGUGACGGAACCGAACCCUACCAGAACCGAGACCGUUUUAAACAGGAAUCCAGGAGUUACGCGCAGCAGAGCCGGUCCAAUAACUGUGACAUUAGCGCGGCUACCGGUACUUCAUUAGAACCAGGUGACCAACAAAUCUGUAGCGCUAGUAAAAACAAGACUAGCCACAGUAACCGGACUGGGACCGACAAAGCUCACCGGGCGCUUCAAAUGUUACCAGCCACUGUCCUCAGCACUAGAUCUGCUUUCCCCCGGAUAAACCACGGCCGACACGGCAACAGUAAAACCGCUGUGAAGUGCCCAUUUUGUGCCAAGCCUUUCCCUGCCAGUCGAUUUGAAGAACACGUUCUGAGCUGCAUUAGAAAAAAGCAAAAACUGCCCUAUAACACUGACUGUUUGGGGAGAGAUGCUGGGGAGUGCUCUGUUUGCCUGGAGGAUCUGAAGCAGGGAGACAUGAUCGCCAGACUGUCCUGUCUCUGUGUAUAUCACAAGAGCUGUAUAGAUUCCUGGUGUAGCGUCAAGCCGUGCUGCCCAGAGCACCCCUUUAACUGAACAUCUCCCCGGAGUCUGAAAUGAAUCCUGUCCAAGGCAGUUAUUUCCAGGGAAAUUCAAUACGGAUUUAAAUAAAAUGAAAACAAAAUGAAGAAGCAUAUCAAAGGAGCCAAAAGACAAUUGGAAACCAAUUUACCCAGGUGGCGCAGUGGUGCUUGCCACUUCUUCUGAAGGCUGGGUGCUAGGUUUUUUCUGGAGUUCUGGGUUCAAUUCUGUGAACAAGUGGAAUGUUUGGCUAGUCAAUGGUCUUCUCUACCAUCCCUGUGAAUGGGUUUAUUACACAAAGCAAGCCCCCAUCACACUCACACAGAAGACAUGAACUAUGAUUUUAAGAGAAAGGUCAAGAACAGAAUGGCCAGCAGAAGGUGUUCAGAACUGUGAAGGGGAAAAGGUCACGGUGCCUGACUGCAACCACGUUCUUCUUGAGUUUUCAUGAGAAUCAUUGAAAUUUACUUUAAUAAUAAUAAUAAUAAUAAUAAUAAUAAUGUGCUCUGUGCUAAACAUCUAUUGCAUAUGGAUUCAAGCUUCACAUAUAGAUCUAUUCCAUAAUAAUUCUGUAACUUAAAAUGCAUAACAAUCCCAGAAUCUUAUAUCGGGGGAAAUAAUAAUAAUAAUAAUUAAGAUAGUGCCGGUCAAUUUGAAGGCUCUACCUUGUGAUGGCUGACACAACUGGAGUUGUGUCUCAAGCUGAAGGCGCCAACGAAAAGUCAACCACCACACGAUAGAGGCUUCAUCGAGAGGGCACCAUCACUGUUAGGAAACGUUAUCUUUAACUUGUAAUCAUUUGCGUGGUGCCCUUCUGCUGAGAAGUUUUAGGAAAAUGGUCCCAGGAAGGUUCAUAAAAGAUCACAUGCACAAUGAGAAGAAGGAAAAUAACUUUUUUGUUUUCUGAUCCAAGCUUGCAGUUACUUUAUCUGGACAGUGGAGAAUAUCUCAAUGGAACAAUAUUACUAAACUGUCCAAAAAUGACAAAUGAAUGCCAUUUCCAAAAAGUAAAUGCCUCCAGUGCCUGAUCGAGAAGGAAAGGGAAUACCACUAUUAAGAUAAAUAUUUAUCAAUGUACUAUUAAUACUUGUAUCUUAUCUAAAUGUAGAGUUGAGAUUGACCGUGCUUUAUAAAAUAUACAAAAUUAAAAUAUUAUAGACAAACAGUGCAUCAAAUAAUAUAUUUUUCAUUUUAGGUGUAUUUUUAAAAUUGUCAUAUAAAGCACGUCUUUUUUUAUUUGUAUACAUUACUAGGAUUUACAACCCCUUUACCUGGCGUUGCACAGGACAGAAUCCGUAAUGCAUCACACCACACUGCCCUCCACACGUCAACACAGAAACACCGGUUGCAGAAUUCGUUCUUCACUUCCUCUCCCCAGACAGUGGUGCGCUGAUGAAUGAACUCAAUCACUGAAGUCCGUGUAUUUUCUAUUUGCCGAGAUUCAUGCUCUGUGUUCAUUUUAAAAGCUAUUUAUUUGUUUUUGAAUAUGUAACGCUGUUUUCUCUUUGCGUAAUGUGGUGUGCCUAGGGCUGAACUUUGUUUUUCUGUUAUUUUUUACAAUAUAUAAUUUAAUAACUCUUCGUUAUGAGAUUCAUUGGGGGUGACUGUUUUGUGUCACUGUUAUUGUGAUCAUUAUAAAUCCUUCAUGAAAUCUUUAUUUAAAAAAAGAGGAUGUUAUGUUAUAAAAAUAUGCAGUUGAAUGCAGUAUAUUGUACAAACCCUUACUCUCAGCCUGCUGUUGAAGCCAAGGUAAAUGUUAUAAUGAGAGCUGUAUUUUCUUUUUAUGUUAACUGCUUAUUUCACAGUAGAUAUUUGAAGCUAUUUUUCAAUUAAACACAAUAUUUAUUAAAGCAGAA